UGUAUACGGCGUGUAGAGUCCUGGAUACGUCUGCACCCCAUCAGCCAGAGGGGGAAUGUGCUAUAAAUUUAGUUUACAGCCUCGGCUGAAUCUAUAAAAGCAGGAGGACGAAGGCGACAACUUACCUCCUCCUCCUGAAGACCUGGAAGCAGAGGUUUCUUCCUUUCUUUGUAGUGAAAAUGUUUGUGGCCCUGAUUUGCAUCUUGGCCCUGCGUCAAGUUCACACUGCCUGUGUUGUGCAAGACAUUUGCCCACAAAACACGACGGUUCAGGCGGAGAUCGUGGACCUGCACAAUGCCCUCAGGAGAGCGGUGGAGCCUACUGCCUCUGACAUGCUGCUAAUGAGCUACAGCGACGAGGUGGCGACCAGUGCUCAAGCCUGGGUCGACCAGUGCAUCCUGGCUCACGGAGCUCCAAGCACCCGCAUGCUCAACGGAUAUGAAUUGGGGGAGAAUCUGUUCUAUUCAUCGGUUCCUUCCACAUGGAGUUCGAUUAUCAAUGUCUGGCACAGUGAGGUGUCACACUACCUUUACCCCAAUGGAACCACCAACAAACACGCUAUCGGCCACUACACACAGGUCGUGUGGAACAGCUCAUACAAAAUUGGCUGUGGAAUGGCACUGUGCCCAAAUAGCAUCUAUUUUUACGCCUGCCAUUAUUACAGAGCAGGGAACUUCAGGAGGUGGCCGCCUUACAAAGCUGGACCUCCAUGUGCUUCCUGUCCCAACGCUUGUGUGGACAAACUCUGCACCAACCCCUGUCCUUAUAUAAACCAGUUCAUCAACUGUCCAACCUUAAAAGCCAUCACUGGAUGCAGUAACACCCUGGUACAAACCUGGUGCCCCGCCUCAUGCAAAUGCACCACGGAGAUCAUUCCCAUCGCGUAAACACUCAGGUGCUACUUUAGCCUGCAGUGCUAACGUGUGAACCCCUGUAAUAAGCUAGCUGUACUGCAUCGAUGUGCUUAGAUAAUCCUGCAAAAAUGUACAAGAAAAUAUGUAAGAAAACACAAGAAAAUAAAGACAAAUCUGCUUU
This is a messenger RNA of Mugil cephalus (flathead mullet), 1035 nucleotides long. RefSeq names its product cysteine-rich venom protein. Gene Ontology annotation, cellular component: extracellular region. The record is from RefSeq and is a predicted model, not a curated record. NCBI's taxonomy places the organism in Eukaryota, Metazoa, Chordata, Actinopteri, Mugiliformes, Mugilidae. The transcript is spliced from 9 exons. The coding region runs from base 180 to 887 and encodes 235 amino acids.